This is a messenger RNA of Morus notabilis, 2514 nucleotides long. Its product is annotated as flocculation protein FLO11. The coding region runs from base 143 to 2413 and encodes 756 amino acids. Lineage: Eukaryota; Viridiplantae; Streptophyta; Magnoliopsida; Rosales; Moraceae. The record is from RefSeq and is a predicted model, not a curated record. The transcript has a single exon.
GUUUCCAAGGUAUCAAUAGAAUGUUUAUAUAUACACACACCAAUGAAUCAAUAAUCGAAAUGUGACAAAAACAUCAACUUCCCAAUUCGAACCAUACCCUUCAAGGAUUGUAUAUCAUACCAAAUCAUAUUAAACAUCAUUCAUGUCAGAACAAAGACAACCAUUCCGCUUUCGCCUUCCUUGGUUGGCCACUCAACCACAACGCCCUCGUCCCACAACCGAACCCUCCCGAGCACCCUUACAGCCAUCGACAGCCAUUCCCAUUCAGCGACCUGCAUUUAGACCUGCUGGGAUAGCCCCUACACAGCCUCCUCCUCCACAAUCUCAACCACCUUCAAAACUUGAGCCACAAUCAUCCCCCCCAACUUCAUCUAGUGCGGUCACUGAGGCCAUAAAAACAUCACCAUCAGUUCCCGCUGCUAAACCACCAUCACCAUCUCAUGCAACUAGCGAAUCUCCAAAGAUCACUUCCGAGUCAACUUCAUCAUUCGGUGGAACUACUAAACCACCAUCACCAUCUUUUGCAACCACUGAUGCCCUAACAGAUACUUCCCAAUCAACUUCAUCACCAUCAACUGCAACUAGUAAACCCCAAUCACCAUCUCGUGAAACAACUGAAUACCCAAAAGCCAGCUCACAAACAGCUUCUUCACCAAGUGCAACAACUGCUAAAAAAGUAUUGCCAUCUUCUACAACCCCCGAGUCUCAAAAGGACACUUCAAAAUCAACUUCUUCACCACCACCUGCAAAUGCCAAACUGCCAUCACCACCUCGUUCAACUACAGAAUCCCCAAAAACCCCUUCCAGGUUAGCUUCUACACCAUCUUCUAAGACCGCCAAAUCACCAUCUCACGCAGUGACAGACUCCCAAGUCAAUUCCCAACCUGUCUCGCCAACUCACUCAAGGACUCAAAGCAAAGCAACCAUUGCAGCAUUGUCACCUUCAAAAGGAGACUCCAACCAUAAGGCUGGCUCCCUCCCUCCUUCCCCAUCUCAUACGACUUCUCAAGCUCAAUCAGAACCGGGAAAGUCCUCUCAACCUCAGUCCCCAUCUCACUUGGCUUCUCCGAAAACUACUUCAGAAGUUUCUUCUCCUUCUCGGAGGGCUAAUCAACUAGAACCAGAACCAACAGCUGGCAUUGUGACUCAACCCCCAUCUUCGCGCGAUAAGUCACAAGCCAUUAAUCAAGAUAGCUCCAGUGCUUCUUUGGCUUCUGCACAAACCCAAAUAUCCGCACCUCAAGAAGAAUCAAAGAAACCAACAUCUCAGACGUCAUUGCAAGAGCCUGAACCAAAAGUGGAAAUUACAUUUGAGACUAGAGAGAAACCCAACUCUCAAGAUGAUGCAAUGGAAAGGGACACUACAAAAGUUUCAAGCCCGGUGAAAGGCAUAACUUCUAGAGAAGCUACAGUCGAAUCUGUGAGUUUUGUUGCCACAGAUCAAAAGCCUCUUCCAGAAGCGCAGGGAGACAUAGAGGAGCCUGAAGACAGGAAGGAAAAAGUUCAAGAAAUUCCCAAAGAAGAAAAGACGACUAAGGCAACUCAUGGAAAAGAACCAAUGCAGAAGACAUUCAUUGAAGCACCAAGUACCAGAAGGGAAACCAAAGAGACACAUAACGUUGAAAGCAAAGCACCAAGAAGGCAUCAAAAGCAAGAGACUUUGGAGAGAAAGGAAACAAUAUCCACCACCAGUUAUAUUGGGAAGCAACUCAAGUCAUUCCUUCCAUCACAACCAAUAGAGGGGAACACAAGCACAUCUUUUCAAAAGCCUUUUCCGUUUGCUGAAGAAGAAGCUGCUCCACGACAAAGAGAGAUCAAGGAAGAUAUUUCUAAGCUUGUUCGUACACUAGCUAGUGGACCUCAUUUGGAUGAAAGGCAUGUCACUGUCAUUACCUUAACUGGUGAUAACAAAGGAGCUUCCAUGCACUUGAGCUUAGAAGCUGUGAAAAAGGAAGGGUCAAUCCACAUUCAUCGGGGUUACAAGACUGACCCUGAUGAGAGCCCUGAAACAACUACUGAUGGAGAAGUAGGCAUCAAUGGGAAGCGGUUCAAAGAGCAUAUGGCCUUGGCACCAACAGCUUGUGCUAACAGCAAUGUGCAGAGUGUCAACAACUCCAUUGUCUUCGAAGCUUCAGUUACAGAAAGGAGUCCCGGUGUUUAUUUGUCCUCUACUCAAAACACCCCAGAAACCAUCAAGUCAAAUGAAAAACCGGAGUUCGUCCAGACCCGCAAAGCUGAGUUCAUCCCAACCCCUUCUGAGAAGCUUACUCAUCAACCCAAUGUAAGACGACGAUGCCUCAGAGGGCUUUUCUUGGAAUCAAGUGACUCGGACUCUGAUAAUCCUGACAAGCCUCGUCGCCAUGGCUGCCGCUAUAGCUGUGGGGAGAGAAGCAAAGAUAAAGAAAUCAUGUAAUCUAAUAAGCUUUGUAUUGUCUGACGUCUGACAAUAUGGAGGUAAAUGAAAUAUGUAUACAAAUUUUACAAUAAGAAUGAAUGCGUGGUGCGUUCCCAGUC